Messenger RNA from Baudoinia panamericana UAMH 10762, 1377 nucleotides. RefSeq lists its product as uncharacterized. The coding region runs from base 1 to 1377 and encodes 458 amino acids. Gene Ontology annotation, molecular function: phosphoprotein phosphatase activity. Gene Ontology annotation, cellular component: cytoplasm. The record is from RefSeq and is a predicted model, not a curated record. The transcript has 4 exons. NCBI's taxonomy places the organism in Eukaryota, Fungi, Ascomycota, Dothideomycetes, Mycosphaerellales, Teratosphaeriaceae.
AUGCUCAAUGCUCCUGCAACACUAGGCGAAGGAGGGACCAUAGUGGCGACAGAUGUCAACACCGUUUUCGGCGCCGGUGCGGAUCUUCCAACUACUGAUCACUCUUGGCAAGACAAAUGGCACCGGAUAAACAAAGACCUCUACCUGCACUCAUGCUCACGAACAGCUUUGCUUAUCGUGCAGCAAGAAGACGCAGGAAGAGACCCUAGAGCAGGCGAUAUAUGUCUUCUAAGGCAGCGUUAUCCGGAUGCCACCUUCGGUCAAGCUGUAAGUGGAGUGGACGUCCUGUUCUGGAGCGAUGCUGUCGAUCCGAGACCACAACGGACUCUCAUACAGCACCCGCUUCGCCUUGACGUAGGACCGCAAAUACCUUCCGCAAGAUUAACAGUGCGAUAUGGAAAGCCGCAGCCUAGGCCUACUCCGAAUGCACUCAGAGCAAAGGCCGAUGGCAUAUUUGGGAUCAUGCAAGUCUCCGACACACAUCUGGUUGCUGGUGUAGGAAAGUGUACUGACGCUAUGGACGCGGUUGGCCACCCAAUACCUGAGAGCGAGGCUGAUCCGCUUACCUUGAGCUUGCUCCAAGAAGCUCUCGACGUUGAGCGACCAGAUCUCGUGGUCUUGACCGGCGACCAUCUGGAUAGCGCGGAUUGUGUAGACUCGCAGUCCGCACUUCUGAACUUGGUUGCGACCAUGAUAAAGCGCUUAAACCCAUAUGCUGCUGUAUUCGGGAAUCAUGACGACGAGGGUAAACAUGCACUUCCCAUGUCGCUUCUACAGAGUCUUCCAUACAGAUACAGCCAAGCAGGUCCUUCAGACGUCGAUGGUGUUCGGAACCCUCCUAUCCCGAUCUUCAGGCAUAAGCCUUCAGAGUAUUUAUCCGCCACGCUAUUCCUGCUGGAAUCACAUGGACAGAUACCAAGCAAAACGCAAACACUGCGGAAAGACCGCGAGAAGUCUGGCAGCAAUGGCUCCCACAUCGCUUUUGCAUUCCUGCACAUACCGUUUCCUAAGUACGGUGACCAGGAGCUCUGCGUAUGUGCAGGCCACAGAGGAGAGCCGAUCGAGUCUCCCAGCUACAACUCUCAUUCCUACGAUGCUCUUGUUCGCGAGAAGGUCGCUGUCGUCAGCUGCGGGCAUGAUCACGUGAAUGACUUUUGCGGUCUAUUAGACGCCAAGCGCGACGGUCUGCAAGGCGAUAAGCACAACAGGCUCGGACCGUGGUUAUGCUACGCAGGGAGUAUAGGUUUUGGGGCAUAUGGCUCGUACGGUGGGAAGCGGUAUCACCGACGUGUGCGGCCCUUCGAGAUAGAUACUCGAGAGAGUGAUGUGAGAACGUGGAAGCGAACAGAGUUGCUAAGCACCGAGUUGACGAGCUGA